UCUUCAAAUAUUCACAUUAAACAAAUUAUGGAUUUCACAAGAUUUGCUUACUUUGCGGUACUCUUAACCGUGUACAUUGGCACAGCUCAGGCAUAUAAUAGCAAAAAUAAUGGUCUCGGGUUUUUCCCAAACUUGCUCUCUCCUCAACUGAUAAACAGACAGACGUACAACUCUUAUGUUUAUCCGAACACCGUUCCAGUACCAAACUAUAUUAAACCGGUGCAACCGUUUUUUCCCGCAGCCAUGACAGCCACUUCGUACUAUGCACCGGCUCCUAAAAUAAUGUAUCCAGCACUUAUGCCGCUCGGAGUUUCCAGGUUUGGGGCAUACCCAGUUCAUGCCGGACAUACAGCUUAUAAGCCAUUCAAUAACCACCAAGAUGUUGUAACAAAAUCUGUGCUUACCUCUGUAAUUUUGUCAGAAAUUUUACGCAGGAUAUAAAACUUACGAAUGACUGAAAGAUG
Ruditapes philippinarum (Manila clam) is the source of this 464-nucleotide messenger RNA. RefSeq lists its product as uncharacterized. NCBI's taxonomy places the organism in Eukaryota, Metazoa, Mollusca, Bivalvia, Venerida, Veneridae. Bases 28 to 441 code for a protein of 137 amino acids. The transcript has 2 exons. The record is from RefSeq and is a predicted model, not a curated record.